GGGUUGAUACGAAAUUGAAAUUCACUCUUGAACCAUCUUUAGGUCAAAAUGGUUUUCAGCAGUGGCAUGAUGCACUUAAAGCAGUGGCCAGAUUGCCAACAGGCAUACCGAAAGAAUGGCGGAGAAAGGUUUGGCUGACCCUAGCUGAUCAGUACUUACAUAGUAUAGCCAUUGACUGGGAUAAAACCAUGCGUUUCACAUUCAAUGAAAGAAGUAAUCCUGAUGAUGACUCUAUGGGCAUCCAGAUAGUAAAGGACCUUCACCGAACUGGUUGCAGUUCUUACUGUGGCCAGGAGGCAGAGCAAGAUCGAGUGGUAUUAAAACGCGUUUUGCUGGCUUAUGCUAGGUGGAAUAAAUCUGUUGGCUAUUGCCAAGGAUUUAACAUACUAGCUGCACUUAUUCUGGAAGUAAUGGAGGGCAAUGAAGGGGAUGCCCUGAAAAUAAUGAUUUACCUAAUUGAUAAGGUGCUUCCUGAUAGCUAUUUUGUCAAUAAUCUCCGUGCUCUCUCUGUGGAUAUGGCUGUUUUCCGAGAUCUCUUACGAAUGAAGCUUCCUGAACUCUCCCAGCACUUAGACACCCUGCAAAGAGCUGCUAACAGAGAAAGUGGAGGAGGCUACGAACCCCCACUUACAAAUGUCUUCACAAUGCAGUGGUUUCUGACCCUCUUUGCCACUUGCCUACCUAACCAUACAGUUCUGAAGAUCUGGGAUUCAGUAUUCUUUGAAGGCUCUGAAAUUAUACUGAGAGUAGCUUUGGCUAUCUGGGCAAAGUUAGGAGAGCAAAUAGAAUGUUGUGAAACUGCAGAUGAGUUUUACAGUACCAUGGGCAAGCUGACCCAGGAGAUGCUGGAAGACAGUCUGAUUGACAGCAAUGAACUCAUGCAGACUGUUUAUACCAUGGCUCAGUUUCCCUUCCCACAACUGGCAGAAUUAAGGGAGAAAUACACAUACAACAUUACUCCUUUCCCUGCAGCAGUAAAAUCAACUUCACUUUCAGGAAGGCUAGGCAGAACCAGAGACAGUGAUGAGGAGAAUGACCUAGAUGAUGAAGACUCAAUUGCCAAUGCAAUUGGCUGUCUUGGACCAUUAAGUGGGUUUUUGGCACCAGAGCUCCAAAAGUACCAAAAACAGAUGAAAGAUCAGAAUGAAGAACAAAGUCUGGGUUCCAGUAACAUUGCAGAAUUAAGUCCAGGAGCAAUAGACUCUUGCCGAAGCGAGUAUCAUGCUGCUUUUAACAGCAUGAUGAUGGAGCGUAUGACCACUGAUAUUAAUGCACUGAAAAAGCAAUAUUCCAGGAUAAAGAAGAAGCAGCAACAGCAGGUUCACCAUGUCUAUAUCAGAGCAGACAAAGGGCCAGUUACCAGCCUCCUCCCUUCUCAGGUAAACCAUUCCCCUGUGAUAAACCACCUCCUUUUAGGAAAGAAGAUGAAACUGAAUAACAGGUCUCUCAAAAAUGCUGUUAUUCACAUCCCAAGUCAUGCUACGGGGAAGAUGUCUCCCAUUCCCCAAGAAGAUCUUAAACCAAAAUUGAACUCUCCGUGGCGCACUCACAUACGAGUUCAUCGAAAGAAUAUUGCUAGGGCCAAAGGCCAGCUGGGCUACGGGGAUACCAUAGGCCUAAUAGAUGAGCAGAGCGAGAGCUGUAAAACAAAUAGUCCUGGUGCAAAGGAGGAGACUUCCAAACAUUCUGACUUUGGAGAAAGAGAAGGAGGUGGUUUGGAUGACAGGACUACUCGAAAAGCUGACCAGCAGUCGUCUGAGCCGGUCUCUACAGACAGCAGUACAAACAUGUCAGUAGUUCAGCUAAAACUGGAAGCACUGGAACUCGCCUCAGAUAAUAACACUGAUGCUGAGUCAACAUCCCAUCAGUCCGGCCAGCCACGUUUAUCUGAGUCCUCCAGUUCAUCCAGCGACAGUGGAAACCUGGCUAAAUCUCCACAGGCUGGGAACCCAAAGCCGCAAGUCUUCAAUCCUUUUCCCAGUGUCAAGCCUCUUCGAAAGUCAGCUACAGCCAGGAAUUUAGGGCUGUACGGCCCCACUGAAAGAACGCCAACUGUACACUUCCCACAAAUGAGCAGAAGUUUCAAUAAGUCUGCCAGUGGCAACAGUGGGACCAGGAAACGAUGAGGUACUACCUGGCACUUUUUAUUUCUGACAGCAACAAAAAAUUUAUAUUGCUUUUUUUUUU
Molecule: messenger RNA, 2187 nt
Organism: Fulmarus glacialis (Northern fulmar)
Lineage: Eukaryota; Metazoa; Chordata; Aves; Procellariiformes; Procellariidae
Gene: TBC1D30
Product: TBC1 domain family, member 30
Exons: 11
Cellular component (GO): endoplasmic reticulum
Source: RefSeq, a predicted model, not a curated record